Benincasa hispida (wax gourd) is the source of this 674-nucleotide messenger RNA. RefSeq names its product ubiquitin-like protein ATG12. Gene Ontology annotation, molecular function: Atg8-family ligase activity. The record is from RefSeq and is a predicted model, not a curated record. Lineage: Eukaryota; Viridiplantae; Streptophyta; Magnoliopsida; Cucurbitales; Cucurbitaceae. Gene Ontology annotation, biological process: autophagy of mitochondrion; autophagosome assembly; autophagosome maturation. Gene Ontology annotation, cellular component: cytoplasm; phagophore assembly site membrane; Atg12-Atg5-Atg16 complex.
AAGAUCUUUAGAUCGAAAUCAGAGACCGUACCCACAAGGAGGGGUGGCGAUUCUGCAGUCCACGGCGGAGGAAAACGAUGGCUUCUACAGAGUCGUCUAGUUCUGCUCGAAAAGUGGUUGUCCUGCUGAGAGCUACUGGGGAUGCUCCUAUUCUCAAACAAACCAAGUUUAAGAUGCCCGGAACAGACAAAUUUAUUAAAGUUAUUGAUUAUAUACGCCGGUCAAUUCAACGGGACACCUUGUUUGUGUUUGUCAACAGUGCAUUCUCACCAGGUCCAGAUGAGACAGUUAUUGAUCUAUAUAAUAACUUUGGAAUUGAUGGGAAAUUGGUUGUAAAUUAUGCCUGCUCGAUGGCUUGGGGCUAAUUUUCAGCAUGGUAAUGCUUAGUGCUGAGGCUGUAAAUAGUAUAUUGUACAAUUCAUUCUAGUACUGUGAUUUUAAACUCAUCCAUUACAAACUGUAGUGUUAGAGUUUCCUCCAUAUUAGCUGCUUUCCCUGACGGAGAAACAAAUCAGUCAAGUUCUAGAGUCAUGCUUGUCAAGGUCUAGAGUUCUGUAAUUAAUUAAUUAUUUAUUUGAUAGACCUCUUUAAUUAAUUGUUUUAACGUUGAAUAUUGAAGCUAAAGGAUAUAUUGUUCCAAAUAGUGAUAUGGAAACCCAAAUUCUUGAUUACCC